Molecule: messenger RNA, 5109 nt
Organism: Mercenaria mercenaria
Lineage: Eukaryota; Metazoa; Mollusca; Bivalvia; Venerida; Veneridae
Exons: 14
Coding region: 79-2085 (668 amino acids)
Source: RefSeq, a predicted model, not a curated record
UUACACUAUUAUACAUGACUAAUUCGCACCUGUGCGCAUGCGCACUGGGACAGGUAAUCUACUUCGAAAACAUCAAAGAUGGCGCCCACCUGGACGGCGCAUUUAGUUUUACUUUUACAAGUUUUCACGUUCAUUCUGUGGACGGAUCGCGCAGAAUCUCAGGACUGUACAUUUCCAAAGUAUAUCAAGGGAGAUUACUUUUCUAUGGAAGAUGGACAGAGUGUAAGGACUAUUAUUGAUGACAGAAAAUGGGGUGACUUGGAAUGUAAAGAAAAAUUUGAUCAUCCAAAACCUGUUGCAGGAACUGAGGGUGCAAAUCAUACAUUUCUUGUUCGGAGUGUAAAUAAUGACUGUUUGUACUGCAUAGACGUGUUAUGGAGAACACAAAAUGUUUUGCAGUUCAGGAAAGGUGAUUGUUUGAAGGACUCGACAGGAUCAUUUGUUACAUCUUCCAUACGUGUAAAUACAUCAUGUGAAGGUGUAACAGUUGGACUUCCUGUAGUUGACAGUAUGACUACUAUGUUCAAGAGCACAGAUACAGUAAAUAUUAACUGUAUAUCUACGUUUGAGGGAGUGUUCCAGUUUACAUAUGAAAUAAACUACGGAGGUGGUGGUAUUUGUGACAACCAAGAGAGCCAGAUUCAAGCCUGUCAGGACCCUGGCUCAGCGUACAUUGAUAACCAGGUGUUCAGAUUGAGAUAUGCAAGAUGUCGAGAUGUGGCGACCUCACAGAAUAAAAUGAUCCGUUACCAGUGCUUUGGUACCUGGUUUGUAAUGAGAGGAACGCCAGGAAACCAAAUAGGUUAUACAUACGCUGUCAUAGCAGACACUGUAGAAAACGAUCAAAGAGAAAAAUUUAAGUGUUUGAUGACUAACAGGAACCAGAAAGAAGCUUUCAACAAAGUACGUUGGGUGAUGUCAAGAUUUGCAGAUUGUAAAAACUUGAACAGUAUUUACGACGGUCCAGUCAGACUGGUGCUUACCAGAAUCCCACCGGCUACAACAUAUUUGACACCACAGUGUAGUUUGCCGCGUAACUUGACUGGUACCUGGCUUACACAGGGUGUACAGUACCAGUCUAAUAUUAGGGUCAAUGAUACACAUAUAUAUUUCUUCACACCAAAGAAUGAAUUUGAGUACCAGGAGACAUACUAUUCCUGUCAGCAGUCACAGGGAACCAGACAUCUCAUGACAAAAGUUGUUGUUGGAAAAUGUGAGGUAGACUUCACCUGCUUUGACAUUGUAGCACGCCAUCACAGUAUUGUCAAGUUUAGAGUGGGCAAACCGUACCAAUACAAACAAACCAGUUCAUCAACAAAUGAGGAAGUGAUAGAUCCAAAGAGAAAACUUCGGGAGAUUUUCCGUGAGGCCUGCAGCUGGACAGCAUUUACAUUUAACAGGGACGAGUAUGAGUGGAACUAUGAAACUAUGAUUUUAAACCCUCCCUCACCAGUCGCCUGUCCCAUUGCCGGACGUUACACAUUCAGUCAAACAGUUAGAUCAGAUCUAGAGAAAUUCCAGACCCGUAUCCGUGGUGUGACAGAGAAGCCUCGUGUACAGGUGGCCUGUAGGAACUGGGUAACCGAGUUCAAGUCUUGCAGUAACACUAUGACAAGGAUUGAGGUAGAUGCAGAGUACUGUGAGUCUGUGGACUACAGGGGUAGACCUAUUGGAGAAUAUGAUGAGCCUGACAACAUUUUGACAUGUGUAGGUUUCUGGAUGGAGGACAUGAAAUCUUACCUUGUUACCUGGGACGAGGAAGAUGCCAUCUCGGCAUUUAGAUGCUGGGUAUAUGAGAGAAAGAGCUGGACAGGUGUGUACAUGUCUCGUGCUCAGAAUGCUCGUUGUCCGCGGGAACAGAACGCCAAGUCCUCCAUGAUACCAGGCACAGGUCUUGCCCUUGAUCUGACAGAAAGUGAGAGAUUGUUUGAUGAUUGUCCACAGAGAUUUGAUCCUGGGGCAAAUCCAUACAGCAAGCCUAUCACACUGUGGGUGUUGAAUGGAGCAGGGAUCCAGCUACCUACCUUAACUAUGCUCAUGGUUGCCGUGGUUACAGCAAUAUAUUCAACAUGGUCGCAUUCAUAGUGGAAACAAAAACUUUUUAGCACAUUUUUAUACCUGUUUGAUAAAUCAUUGAUGUACAUAUCUGUAAAUGAAAUAUUGUGAUAGAUCCAUACAAUGUAUCAUAGGAUAUUUUUAUACAAAGUGUCAACCAUAUUUUACUAAUUUAACUUUCUAUAUGUAAGACUGUGAAUAAUUUUAAUAUCCCAGGAAUAAUACAGAAGUGACCGUUACCAUAUAUGUAUAUAUAGUUUCAAGGUUCAUGAUAUCCAUAUGUAUACAGAUGGUUUUACCAGUUUGUUUUUCAGUACAGAUGUCUGUUAACUGUUAGACGUGACAUUUUCAACAAUUUUCUUAGGCAGCAUUGUCGAUCAAAAUAUCUGGAAGCAUGUGUGCUAGUAACAUUAUUAGUUACUAUUGCAAGAGAAAAUCCAUUUAUUACCGGUGUUAUCUAGACUGGUAUACCAUAUAUUUGGAGAAUAAGCACUGGUCGCUGCAGAUGCGGCUUUUUUGUCAUUCGCUAUAGCUCUAUGAAAGGAAGCUGUCAGUUUUUGUAUGGAGAAUUACUGGCUAAUAUUCAGGCUAUAGAUUAGAAAUUACCAAGACAACGCUUUCUUUACAAGUUUCGGAUUUUAUGUCUUCAUCAGAAAUAACAACAUACAGUAUUAAGAAAUCCAGAGUUAAAUUAACUUAAGUGCUGUGAGAAAGUUGAAACAGUAUGACAAAAUAUGUACCAGGAGUUAGGUGAUUAAAGAUAGAAAAAAAUAUGUCAAUUUUGCCACAUACUGCUGUGCACAAUGACACAAUCGUCAGAUCUGAGACUCAAGUUACGGGAGAUACAGACAUAAAACAUUUAUAUUUUCGCAUUGUUUUUUUUUUAGUUUUUUUAAUAUAUUACAUUAAUGUACAUAAUACAUUGUAUUUUCAUCAUGUAUAUUGCAUUCCAAGUCAUCCAUUUACAAAGAUUACAUUCUUACAUUCAGAAGUCUUCACAGAUUUUGUAUAUAGUCAGAAAUUCACUGUAUAUGCCAUUAUUUCUGUUGGUAUCACUUACGUUUUGAUAGUGGAGUUUCAAAAAAAAAAAAGAGUUAAUUUUUUAUGCCCCCCAAGGGAGAAAUAUAGUAAUUUCACCAUCGACUUGUCUGAAGGAUUCAGUGUCUGCUAUUAAAAUUUUAUUUUCUUCAAAAAUUAUUUACUUUUUUGUGAAAAGUAGAGACAGAAAUAUUAAGCUAAAGCGUUAAUGUUUGGAGAAGAUGCAACCUAGGGGAGAAAUUGAUUUACAAAAGAGUCGGUAGACUGUAUAGCAGAAUUUUAAAUAUUGUAUUUAUAUGUUGGCAGAAAACAAAUUUAUUGUUAGAAUAGUUUAAUUUUAGUUCUUUCCACCCUUUCAGACAAAUUUACCAUUUCUUUAUAAGGAAAAGUCACCUUUUUAUCGGUUUUAUUUCUAAAUCACUUUUGACAGCUAAAAAAAGCUGCAGUGAUAUCCCAGAAAUAAUGAAAUAUACAGUAUCAUAUUUUGUACAUUCUAUUCUAUGUACCUUUUAGAAAAAGGUUUCCAUUUUUAUCCUGUUUGUACAUAUUACAUAAUAUUACACAGUGCUGAAUAUCGCAUACUCAUAUAAAGUUGAGUUUAAAGAGGAGGUUGUAAAUACCCUUUUUUCAAUUAAUUAUUUUAAAAUAAUUACUUUCAAGCAAAAAGGUUUCUUUUCUAUUAUUUUGUGUGUACAUUAAAAUCUAUAUCAAGGGGCCAUAGAAGCACUGAGAACAGUUUAACUUUCGUGCCUAAAUAAUAAUAUAUACUAUACAGAUUUCCAUUUUGUUAAAGUUUGAUUGGUUGGUAUGAUUUUUAGCUCAUCUGAUUUUUUGAAAAAAAAUGAUGAGUUAUUGUCAUCACUUGAGCGGUUGUCGGCGUCGGCGUCUGCGUCGGCAUUGCCUGGUUAAGUUUUAUGUUUAGGUCAGCUUUUCUCCUAAACUAUCAAAGCUAUUGCUUUGAAACUUGGAAUACUUGUUCACCAUCAUAAGCUGACCCUGUAUAGCAAGAAACAUAACUCCAUCUUGCUUUUUGCAAGAUUUAUGGCCCCUUUUGUACUUAGAAAAUAUCAGAUUUCUUGGUUAAGUUUUAUGUUUAGGUCAACUUUUCUCCUAAACUAUCAAAGCUUUUGCUUUGAAACUUGGAAUACUUGUUCACCAUCAUAAACAGACCCUGUACAUCAAGAAACAUAACUCCAUCUUGCUUUUUGCAAGAAUUAUUGCCCCUUUUGGACUUAGAAAAUCAGUUUUCUUGGUUAAGUUUUAUGUUUAGGUCAGCUUUUAUCCUAAACGAUCAAAGCUAUUCCUUUAAAACUUGCAACACUUGUUCACCAUCAUAAGCUGACCCUGUACAGCAAGAAACAUAACUCCAUCCUGCUUUUUGCAAGAUUUAUGGCCCCUUUUGGACUUAGAAAAUAUCAGAUUUCUUGGUUAAGUUUUAUGUUUAGGUCAACUUUUUCUCUUAAACUAUCAAAGCUAUUGCUUUAAAACUUGCAACUCUUGUUCACCAUCAUAAGCUGACCCUGUACAGCAAGCAACAUAACUCCAUCCUGCUUUUUGCAAUAAUUAUUGCCCCUUUUGGACUUAGAAAAAUCAUUUUCUUGGUUGAAUAUUAUGUUUAAGUCAUCUUUUCUCAUAAACUAUCAAAGCUAUUGCUUUAAAACUUGCAACAGUUUUUCACCAUCAUAAGUGGACACUGUACAUCAAGUAACAUAACUCUAUCCUGCUUUUUGCAAGAGUGAUGGCCCUUUUUAGACUUAGAAAAUCAUGGGUAGGACAAUAUUUCUAUUAUACAAAAAAAAUCAGAUGAGCGUCAGCACCCGCAAGGCGGUGCUCUUGUUUUUAAAUACAUUUUAAAGACAAUGUAGACAAAAAUCUUUAGAUUUAUUAUUUGAAUAAUGAAAUUCAGAAAGUAUUUUUAGCCAUUAGUGUAAUUUUGUACUUAAGAAUUUGUAUAUACAGUUACAUAUCAUUAUACACUUUAUACUGAUAUUUUUAUGAAUAAAAUAUAACUUGCUA